Molecule: messenger RNA, 1236 nt
Organism: Notothenia coriiceps (black rockcod)
Lineage: Eukaryota; Metazoa; Chordata; Actinopteri; Perciformes; Nototheniidae
Product: neural cell adhesion molecule L1-like protein
Exons: 9
Coding region: 1-1236 (411 amino acids)
Biological process (GO): brain development; cell-cell adhesion; axon guidance
Cellular component (GO): plasma membrane; axon
Molecular function (GO): cell-cell adhesion mediator activity
Source: RefSeq, a predicted model, not a curated record
AUGCAACUAAAGGUGGACAGUAACGGCCCAUACUUUGUGGAGAAUGGAGUCCUUCAGAUCACCAAUGUGAGCCACAGGGACCAGGGUCUCUUCACCUGCGUGGCCAGGACCCCGGUGGACCGAGACACCGCCUCAGCGCUGCUCAUGGUGUUAGAUGUCCCCGAUGCUCCUGAGUACUUGGUACUGUCGGACCACAAGAGCAGGAGUGUGAAACUGAAAUGGAUCCCCGGGGACGAUCACAACAGCUCCACCACAGAGUUUAUCAUCGAGUACGAGGAGAGCCAGUGGGAGCCCGGAAGCUGGAAGGAGCUGCUCCGGAUACCUGGGAACCACAACUCUGCCGUGGCCAAACUCCAAGGGCACGUCGACUAUCGCUUCAGGGUGUCCGGAGUCAACGAUAUGGGGAGGGGGCGUCCCAGCGAGCCCACGGAGAGAUACAAAACCCAGGCCACAGCUCCCGACAAGAACCCUGAAAAUGUCAAAAUCGAAGGUCAUUUGCCACAUGAAAUGGAUAUCAACUGGGAGCCCUUGCUACCCAUUCAGCACAACGGUCCGGGUUUGGAGUACGAGGUUUUCUACAAGAGACAAGGGGUGGAGGAGGACUGGCAGAAACACACGGUGAAGAGACACUCGUUUGUGGUGACGAACACCCCCACCUUCGUGCCCUACGAGAUCAAGAUCCAAGCCAGGAACAAUCAGGGCCGGGCCCCCGAGCCGAAGAUAGUGUCCGGAUACUCAGGAGAGGACUUUCCCUCUGCUGCACCUAAGAAUGUAUCCGUGGAGGUGAUGAACAGCUCGGUGGUCAAGGUUAGCUGGACGCGUGUACACAAGGACACGCUACACGGACAUCUGGGAGGCUACAGGGUAAACUGGUGGCGUAUGCGAAGCCUGGCCGACUUUAAGAAAAAACACGGAGACAAACAGACGCUGGUGUUCCCAGGGGACCGAAACGACGGCGUGUUGCCGGGACUGACGCCUUUCUCCGAAUACAGCCUCAUCGUCAUGACCUUCAACGGGCGGGGCAACGGCCCGGGCAGCCAUCUCCACAACUUCAAAACCCCAGAGGGAGUCCCGGAGAAAAAUCCUGUUUUCGGGGUCACGGAUGUUCAGAAGCACACCGCGUCCCUGGCGUGGGCCGCGCCCUCGGAGCCUAAUGGGAUUCUCACCGGGUACCUCCUCGAGUAUCAGCUCAGUACGUAUCCCUACGCCUCACGCUCAGCUCACUUAGAUAGAUAG